This is a messenger RNA of Acanthosepion pharaonis, 1179 nucleotides long. Lineage: Eukaryota; Metazoa; Mollusca; Cephalopoda; Sepiida; Sepiidae. The record is from the annotation of a GenBank genome assembly.
AUGAGAUUUGCCAUUUACCUUUUCUUUGUUUCUGUCUAUAUUCUAACUUCUUUCUCUUCUUCUUCAAACUUCUCUCUCACUUUCUUUUAUUCUCUUUCUUCCCUCAUUAUUGCUCCUUUCUUGCUUCACUUUUACUUCUCUUUCUUCCUUGCCUUUAUUCUUCUUUCUUUGCCUUUCUUGUACCUUUUUUUUUUUCCUCUUCAUUCUUUUUCCACAUUUUAUCAUAUUCUUCAACCUAUUCCCUCUUUACUUAUUUGUUUUCUUUCAGGUCGUCUUCUCUUUCUUUUUUUCCUUUUUUUUCUCUUUCUUCCUCUUCCUCUACUCUCUUUCACCAUCUUUUCUUCUUCCUUCACCUUUCCUAUUCUUUUCACCUCUUUCUUCUUUCAUGUACUUUUCUUUUAUAUUUUCACUUUUUUGUACACCUUUUCUUUUUCUCUUUUUGUCUCUCUUCUUUCAUAUUUUCUCUCUCUUUUUCUUUCUUCUUCCCCCUUUUAUUAUCUUUCUAAUUCUUUCACUUUUAUCCUUCCCCUUUUCCACUUUUCUUAUAUUUUCCAUCCCUUUUUCCUUCUCUUUCUUCCUAUUUCUUUCCUUCACCUUUCUGUUAUUCAUAAUUUUUAUUUUCCCUUCUCUCUUUUUCCUGCCUCUUGUUCUUUAUCUAUCUUCUUAUAUAUUCCUUUAUCUUCCUAUUUUUGUUAUCUCUGCCCCUUUUUUUCAUUUCUCUUUAUUCUUACUCUUUGUUUUCUUUCUUUUUCUAUUUUAUUCUAUCCAAUUUAUUUCUUCCUCAUCCUUUUCUUAAUUUUUCUUUCUCUCCUUUAUUCUUUUUGGCAUUAUUUUUCUUUCUCUAUCUUUUUUCUUUUGUCCACUCCUUCUAUUUCUUUCACACCUUUUCAUAUUCAUCACAUCUUUUUUCUUUCAUUAUCUUUUCUUCUCUCUCUUUUAUUUCUUAUUUUUCUUUCUUCUCCUUUUCUUAUCUUUACUUCCUCUUCUCUUUUUCCCCCCUUUUGUCUUCUCUUUCCUCUUCUUGAUUUUUCAUUUUGCUUUUACUUCUGUUUCCUUUUCCUUUCUUUCAUCUAUUGUUCCUUAUUGUCUUAUUUAUUUCCCUUUUAUUCUUUCUUUCUUUUGCAUUUUUUUUUUUAUCUUAUUCUUUUUUCUUUUUACCUCUUCCUCUUUCCUCAUUAA